AUGUAUCAGAAGCUGCCUCAUGCGGUAAACAUGUGGUUGUGGACCAUUUCAUGGACGCUUGUUGCACAUCAUGUCCUUGCCUCGCCUGGUGACGGGUAUCAUACAUGGGAUAGCUGGAGGAGCCGACCGGACUGUGUAUCCCCUUCUACAGUUCCAUUACCACCUAAUUCGGUCACCACCACUACUACACCUACCACGACCACUAUGCCACCGACGACAUCUGGGACUUCUACUAAUCCUAUCAUAACCACCACCACUACUACCCCUACCAGCACUACUACCACUACUACACCCACCACCACUACUACAACUACUACCACUAAUACACCUACGACCACUACUACACCUACGACUACUACUACACCUACGACCACUACUACACCUACGACUACUACUACACCCACCCCCACUAUACCUACUACCACCACCACUACUACACCCACCACUAUACCUACUACCACCACCACUACUACACCCACCACCACUACUACAUCCACCACCACUACACCUACUACCACCACCACUACUACACCUACCACCACUACUACACCUACCACCACUACUACACCUACCACCACUACUACACCUACCACCACUACUACACCUACCACCACUACUACAACUACCACCACUACUACCCCUACCAGCACUACUACGACUGCCACCACUACUACGCUUACCAGCACUACUACCACUACUACACCCACCACCACUACUACACCUACCACCACUACUACCACAACUAUACCACCAACGACAUCUGCGACCUCUACUUCUACCACACCAACCACCACCACCAUGCGUACUACUACAACCACCAUGACUAUGCCACCGACGACAUCUGCGACUUCUAGCACAAGUACGUCGAGCUCAAGUAUCCCUCCACCGUGCGACACCUGUUUGCCCUACCCUGGCCAAGAUUUCUGCGCCGAGGGGACCUCUUGCAACACCUUCGGUGUUGGAAAUAAUAUAUUCCUUUGCGUUUGUAUACCGGGCACAAAGAACUCGAAGUAUUCUUUCAGAAUAGAAAACCCAGCUGCACAGUUUCAGUACGAGGUUUUUGUACCUCAGAAUGUACCGUGCGACGAGCCUUGCACGGAUAAUUCCUAUCCCGCAGAUCUUUGCCAGGAAGUACCAAUCCUCUCAGAUCAGUGCAGUCUUCCAACGCCAAGCAGUUAA
Molecule: messenger RNA, 1179 nt
Organism: Penicillium chermesinum
Lineage: Eukaryota; Fungi; Ascomycota; Eurotiomycetes; Eurotiales; Aspergillaceae
Product: EGF-like calcium-binding
Exons: 1
Coding region: 1-1179 (392 amino acids)
Source: RefSeq, a predicted model, not a curated record